Ceratosolen solmsi marchali is the source of this 1776-nucleotide messenger RNA. It is a transcript of the gene Cdk8, whose product is annotated as cyclin-dependent kinase 8. Gene Ontology annotation, biological process: protein phosphorylation. Lineage: Eukaryota; Metazoa; Arthropoda; Insecta; Hymenoptera; Agaonidae. Gene Ontology annotation, cellular component: nucleus. Gene Ontology annotation, molecular function: protein serine/threonine kinase activity; ATP binding. Bases 256 to 1620 code for a protein of 454 amino acids. The record is from RefSeq and is a predicted model, not a curated record. The transcript is spliced from 11 exons.
CGGAAUACAAAAAUCUCCAUUAAAAAUCAGAAAAUCAAAGUAUUGUUAGUUAUUUAAAUUUUGAAGAAGAACGAAUAGUUUUCAUUAUAAAAAAGUAAAUGUUCGAAGUAUCUUACUUCAAGAUAUGCAAAUAAUAAUGAAAUAGAGUCUAGACAGAUGAAAGCAAUACAUAACUGUUGAACCAAAUCAUAAAGAAGUAGGAUAAAGAUGCCCUAUUACAGUUGAUAAUUAUUAAUCGUUCAGUGAACACUAAUCAUGAUGGAUUAUGAAUUUAAAAUGAAAACUCAAAAAGAUAGAAUUAAAGUUGAAGAUUUAUUUGAAUUCGAGGGCUGUAAAGUUGGUCGAGGAACCUAUGGCCAUGUCUACAAGGCUCGAAGAAAAGAAGGAGUACCGGAUAGUGAAUUAAAAAGUAGACCAGAUACGAAAGAUUUUGCAUUGAAACAAAUUGAAGGUACUGGUCUUUCUAUGUCUGCUUGUAGAGAAAUUACACUUCUUAGGGAACUUAAGCAUAUAAAUGUUAUUACUCUUAUUCGAGUAUUUUUAUCACACAAUGAUCGGAAAGUUUGGUUACUUUUUGAUUUUGCAGAGCAUGAUUUAUGGCAUAUUAUAAAAUUCCAUAGAGCUGCAAAAGCUAAUAAAAAACAAAUUAUGGUACCAAAGGGCAUGGUAAAAUCCUUACUAUAUCAAAUAUUGGAUGGUAUUCAUUAUCUACAUUCCAAUUGGGUUCUUCAUAGAGACUUAAAACCUGCUAAUAUAUUAGUAAUGGGUGAAGGUAAUGAAAGAGGUCGAGUCAAAAUUGCUGACAUGGGUUUUGCUAGAUUGUUUAAUGCUCCUUUAAAACCUCUUGCUGAUCUAGAUCCUGUUGUAGUAACAUUUUGGUACAGAGCCCCCGAAUUACUUCUGGGAGCUAGGCAUUACACGAAAGCAAUAGAUAUAUGGGCUAUAGGUUGCAUCUUUGCAGAGCUUUUAACAUCAGAGCCAAUUUUCCACUGUAGACAAGAAGAUAUAAAAACUAGUAAUCCAUAUCAUCAUGAUCAACUGGAUAGGAUAUUUAAUGUUAUGGGUUUCCCAUUAGAAAAAGAUUGGGAAGAUAUAAAAAAAAUGCCAGAACAUCAAACAUUAUUGAGAGAUUUCAAACGUUCUAAUUAUGCUAAUUGUUCAUUAACAAAAUAUAUGGAUCGUCACAAAAUCAAGCCAGAUAGUAAAGCAUUUAAUUUGUUACAAAAAUUGUUAAUGAUGGAUCCAAAUAAAAGAAUUACAUCAGAACACUCUAUGCAAGAUUCUUAUUUUCAAGAAGAUCCACUACCUACUCAAGAUAUAUUUGCGGGAUGUCCUAUUCCAUAUCCAAAAAGAGAAUUUUUAACGGAUGAUGAUACUGAAGAUAAGACUGAUAAUAAAACUAGACAAAACCAACAACAAACACAACAAAAUCAACAGCAGCAGGGUAAUGGAGAACAUAGUCAUGGACAAAAUCCCAAAAGAGUUAGACUGAAUGGUCCUCAUGGGGCACCAGAAUUUCAUCAGCAUCAAAGUCAUACUAUGACACAUCAACAACCACCUGGUAUGGUUUAUUCGACUGCACAACCUACCCAACCUUCUAAUUUCCAUCAACGUUUUUAAUAGGUGACUACAAAUUAUUCAAGAAUAAAAACUACCCAAUAAUUGUAUUUCAUGAACUCGUUGACAGAUGCAGUGACGCAUGUCGCAAUUUCUAUGUAUAUUAAAUUAAUAUGCAUCCUUUAUCAUAUUAAAAAUUUAUUUAUAGAAGAAAUUCAU